This is a messenger RNA of Rhodofomes roseus, 1022 nucleotides long. RefSeq lists its product as uncharacterized. The coding region runs from base 477 to 1007 and encodes 176 amino acids. The transcript is spliced from 2 exons. NCBI's taxonomy places the organism in Eukaryota, Fungi, Basidiomycota, Agaricomycetes, Polyporales, Fomitopsidaceae. The record is from RefSeq and is a predicted model, not a curated record.
CGACACUCGACCUCUGCUCGACUCGCUCAUCCGCGUCCUCGCCGCCCUCAACGCGCAGCGACCUCGAACCCUCGCGACAAGGCGUGUCAAUCUCAACGAGUGAGACAAGUGUCGCCCACACUAUGGACGAGGACCCGCAACAGUUCGUGCAUGCCCAGCUGCCCGUGCACUCGCAGUAUGACCGAGACAGACUGUGAGUACCAUCCUUUCGUUCCGAGCUCUCCCCCGCCGGCAGACAUCUCGGGGACAUGCGUGCAUCCUGGGUGUCAUCUUCGUGUCGUGGAAGACGCGUUGUCGUGGUGUAGGUUAUACACUGCCAGACAAGCGGGAGAGCUCUACCCCAGCCCCAGCCUUCAUCCACACGCAACGACCUUAUGCCGGACGCUGACACUUAAACCCUUCACGCGCCCGCUAAUCUCAUUCAUCGCUCGAUUCCCCACUCCCUCCUCCGACACCAACACUUUGGCCACCAACCGAUGGAUUGGUACCGUAUGAAUAGCGAGUACGAGCUCGUUGUUCGGCAGGAACCAAAGCAGGCCCGGAUGUGCGGCGUAGGAGCCGACCGCCGUCCAAUCGACCCGCCGCCCAUCGUCCAGCUUCGUGUCCUCGACCCUUCACAACGCAGGCCAGGUGGAGACUCCCGGCCAAGCUCACCCGGUGAGUGGCUCAGCUUUGUCGUGAUUGUCCUCUCCUCCCUCUCUUCUCUGUCUGGACAUUGUUGUACAAAUGCGCCCGGCGCGCCAUAUCCCAGCGCUACAUACCCCUGUACGUCCAUAGGAGAGGACAUUAAUUGCUUAUGUCACGUAUUGCUGUCGUAUAAUCCGACAUUCCGGGACCCCUAUGUCCAGGGCGCGUCCCGGACGCGUCCCCCGCCCGAGAGUUUGGCUGUAGAACCGAGCGUACGGGACCGCACUACGCGCACGUGUCCCGCGCGUUUCAUUCCCCGCACAUCGUUCUCGUUCGCUGUUGCUUCCCAUGUACGGUACCGCACCCCCGGGCUUGGCUAGCUGACGCACAUGUAC